AUGCAUCAACAUCCUCGUCCGCCGCCAGCAACGGCGUCGUCCGCUGCUAGCUCUUCCAGGACCAACCCAGCUCGCCCAACCAACCCUCGAGAUCGAACUGCAGAGGCGAAUACAUCACAGGCUGAGGUUGGUCCCGCAAACUUGACAACAGGACUUGGGAUUGAACAUGACGCUGAAAUGUUCGUGCAGGUCCCAUCAAAUGUAGCUCCUAGUCGGGAUAUCAUCGCCAAGUUAAACCAAAUUGUUCAACAAUAUCAUACGAAGGCUGCUUUAAUCAUUCUGCACUCUCGAGUCGAGCUCCCCCCUGCGUACAACAAAGAUUCGGAUAUGAAAAGGGUGAACAGAUGGUUUAACGUUGAACUCGACGAAACCGAUGUUCUAAGAGAUGAUCUCCGAACGUGGAAGUCCUGUGACACUGUCGACCGCCGUCCUCCGCCGAUGGUGAUUGAAACCUACCUUGAUCCGGACGAGUUGACACACAACCAGAGCCUUGUGAUUCUUGAUGAUCGUGGGAAACGCUGGGAUGUUCUCGAAGCUCUUGAUGCCUCGUUUUCUUACAAAAGUUCUCGGGAUACUAGAUAUAGUAGAGUCAUUCUAGAAAGAUGGCAAGUUGAACUGGGGGAUGCAGCAGGCGAUCUGCCCGCCGAUCUCGGCUCUAUACUCCCAACUGUCUACAAGAAAAGCAUCGUACUGUUUAGAUCUCUUUUUACGUAUUCCCGCUUCCUCCCUGCUUGGAAAUUCUCCAAACGGCAAUCAACAAUGCGAUCGAAUCCGAGCCUGCCAAUCCGGUAUAGAAUAUUCAAGGGAUCCCGACCAGAAACCCAUCAGGAGCUCGACCCUUUGAGCGUCCCGUUCUACGAUGGUGGUGGUAAAACUACGGAGACUUUCUCCUUUGGUGCCACUGAGUCUCCCGCAGGCCAGUUCUCGGUUCAAGGUGGACGACUCCGAAACGUUAUUGAGUUCGAGGUUCAUGGGCGCCGAUGA
Histoplasma capsulatum G186AR is the source of this 984-nucleotide messenger RNA. RefSeq lists its product as uncharacterized. The record is from RefSeq and is a predicted model, not a curated record. NCBI's taxonomy places the organism in Eukaryota, Fungi, Ascomycota, Eurotiomycetes, Onygenales, Ajellomycetaceae. Gene Ontology annotation, cellular component: cytosol; phagophore assembly site; extrinsic component of membrane. Gene Ontology annotation, biological process: piecemeal microautophagy of the nucleus; protein localization to phagophore assembly site; autophagosome assembly. The transcript is spliced from 4 exons. Bases 1 to 984 code for a protein of 327 amino acids.